GGGGCGGCGGGCGCGGGGCGGGCACGGGGGCCGCGCCGGCCUGGCACUAAUGUCUGCCUUUGUGUUUCUCCCACUCCAUCCUCUUCUCCGGCGCUCCGGGUCCUGCCGACCACGCAGGAAGGCCUGGACGACGGCCCCGACUUCCUCUCGGAAGAGGACCGCGGACUUAAAGCAAUAAACGUAGAUCUUCAAAGUGAUGCUGCUCUGCAGGUGGACAUUUCUGAUGCUCUUAGUGAGAGAGAUAAAGUAAAAUUCACUGUUCACACAAAGAGUUCAUUGCCAAAUUUUAAACAAAAUGAGUUUUCUGUUGUUCGACAACAUGAGGAAUUUAUCUGGCUUCACGAUUCCUUCGUUGAAAAUGAAGACUAUGCAGGUUACAUUAUCCCACCAGCACCACCAAGACCUGAUUUUGAUGCUUCAAGGGAAAAACUACAGAAGCUUGGAGAAGGAGAAGGGUCCAUGACGAAGGAAGAAUUCACAAAAAUGAAACAGGAACUGGAAGCUGAAUAUUUGGCAAUAUUCAAGAAGACUGUUGCAAUGCAUGAAGUGUUCCUGUGUCGUGUGGCAGCACAUCCGAUUUUGAGAAAAGAUUUAAAUUUCCAUGUCUUCUUGGAAUAUAAUCAAGAUUUGAGUGUGCGAGGGAAAAAUAAAAAAGAGAAACUUGAAGAUUUCUUUAAAAACAUGGUUAAAUCAGCAGAUGGAGUAAUUGUUUCAGGAGUAAAGGAUGUAGAUGACUUCUUUGAGCAUGAACGAACAUUCCUUUUAGAAUAUCAUAACCGAGUUAAGGAUGCAUCUGCUAAAUCUGAUAGGAUGACAAGAUCUCACAAAAGUGCUGCAGAUGAUUACAAUAGAAUUGGUUCUUCAUUAUAUGCUUUAGGAACUCAGGAUUCUACAGAUAUAUGCAAGUUUUUUCUCAAAGUUUCAGAACUGUUUGAUAAAACAAGAAAAAUAGAGGCACGAGUGUCUGCUGAUGAGGACCUCAAACUUUCUGACCUUUUAAAAUAUUACUUAAGAGAAUCUCAAGCUGCUAAGGUAACUUUAUUGUUCAUUGUUUUUUAAAAAGGACUGUUUUAC
This is a messenger RNA of Ceratotherium simum simum (southern white rhinoceros), 1074 nucleotides long. The record is from RefSeq and is a predicted model, not a curated record. NCBI's taxonomy places the organism in Eukaryota, Metazoa, Chordata, Mammalia, Perissodactyla, Rhinocerotidae.